AGUGUAUAUAAACUGAGAACACGGACUGAAGUCGGUUCUUCCACUCACUCGCCUUGAAGAAACACCGAGACUGAGAAUCUGAGCAGCCUCAACAUCGCAGAAAGGACCUCAAGAAAUCUUCACCCUCUUCAUCUCACCUCCAUUCACGGAAUCAUGCAGAUCCUGUUUGCUGGUUUGCUGCUGCUUUCUGCGACCGUCCUCUCUCUGGAUCCAAACGUCCUUCUGCAUUACAGAAAUUUUAUAGAGCGGCAUGUUGGGCAGGUGAGCCAGAACAGAUGUGACCAGGAGAUGGGAAGCAGACACCUCACCACGACCCCUGGCAGCAAUUUGUGCAGGGAGACCAACACCUUCAUCGGAGACACCACCAGCAGAAUCAAUUCCAUCUGUGGGAAAGCAGGAGCGCCAUUUGGUACAUUCACCAAAAGCCUCCAACCUUUUCCCAUCACCAUUUGUAAACUGAGAAACCAGAAUGCGCGGCACCCGCACUGUCAGUACCGCGGUCGAACUGACACCAGGUACCUGGUAAUCAGAUGUGAAGAAGGUGUUCCUGUGCACUUUGAAAGAGACAUUGUAAGCCUUGGCUGAUGUAACAGUCGCUGUCACUUGUUGAAUAAAAUACAUUUGAUUUGGUUGGAUACUGAAUCAGUGACUCUAAUCUUG
Acanthopagrus latus (yellowfin seabream) is the source of this 660-nucleotide messenger RNA. RefSeq names its product ribonuclease-like. The transcript is spliced from 2 exons. Bases 154 to 585 code for a protein of 143 amino acids. Gene Ontology annotation, molecular function: RNA nuclease activity; nucleic acid binding. Lineage: Eukaryota; Metazoa; Chordata; Actinopteri; Spariformes; Sparidae. The record is from RefSeq and is a predicted model, not a curated record. Gene Ontology annotation, biological process: defense response to Gram-positive bacterium; defense response to Gram-negative bacterium; angiogenesis.